Messenger RNA from Tetrahymena thermophila SB210, 664 nucleotides. Its product is annotated as frataxin-like domain protein. NCBI's taxonomy places the organism in Eukaryota, Ciliophora, Oligohymenophorea, Hymenostomatida, Tetrahymenidae. Gene Ontology annotation, biological process: iron-sulfur cluster assembly. The record is from RefSeq and is a predicted model, not a curated record. The transcript has 4 exons. Gene Ontology annotation, molecular function: ferric iron binding.
UUCAUUCAAUUUUUUGUUUUUAAAAGUAACUAAAAUGCUAAGUUUAACAAAAAGAGUUUUAAAUCUUGUAAAAAUAGUAAAAAAAACUCAUCUUAUUCAUAAGCCAUAGUACAACCUACUUUAAAAUGUAGAUAGGUUGAAAUCUAAGCCUAAAAUUCAAGAGAAACCUAUACCUUUCAUAGAAAAAGAAGACUUUUAAGGUGAAGCCAAUUUAUUAUUAUACAGAUUAGAAAAGGCAUUCUAAGAUUUAAGACAAUAUGAAGAAAAAAUCAAUAACAUAGAUAGAUUCAACGAAAAUGACGAUGAAGACUAUAAGCUUUAAAUUGAUAUUAAAGAAGUAGGAGUUUAUCAAGUAUACACUGAUUUCAACCAAAGAUAAAUUUAUUUAUUUAGCCCAAUAAGCGGCUUGUUUAAGUAUUACUAUGAUAAAAAUACUGAAAUGUGGAAAUCUAAUAAAGAUGAGCAUUUCUUAAUAGAACAUCUAACAAGAGAAAUCAGCAAAUAUUGUAAGGGAUAUCUUUAGCUUUGAAUUGAUAAGAAAGUUCACAAAAAUAAAUUAGUUAAGAUAUUUUAGUAUUAAAUUUAUUUUAAAUUGUUAAAACUAAUUAUUUAUAAAGAAUAAAAUGAAAACAGUCAGUUUGUUUAAACAAAAAUUUAUAAUAUA